This is a messenger RNA of Pelobates fuscus (common spadefoot toad), 3224 nucleotides long. RefSeq names its product netrin 4 (gene NTN4). The record is from RefSeq and is a predicted model, not a curated record. The transcript has 10 exons. Lineage: Eukaryota; Metazoa; Chordata; Amphibia; Anura; Pelobatidae. Gene Ontology annotation, molecular function: protein binding. Gene Ontology annotation, biological process: animal organ morphogenesis; tissue development. Gene Ontology annotation, cellular component: basement membrane. The coding region runs from base 335 to 2209 and encodes 624 amino acids.
AGAGAGAGACCCAAUAACCACAUCCUGACCCAAUAACAUCCCUGCAUUAGAGAGCUCACAGGGGACCAAACUCCUGCACUAUCAGGCUCAGCCAGAGGACUCCAUUGGGGGAGAUGACUGAUAGUAACUGCACCCCUCAAUUUUUGGGGAGGUGAGAAGUGAGCCUCAGAAGACAUCCUUUUCUCUCUUGAAAGAGGGGACUUGAGUGGGUCUGUUCAUCUGAUUGGAGAUCUGUCCACUUAUUAGAAACAUUUAACUCGGGAUAAUUAAGGCCUUUUUGUUUUUUUCUUCUCAAGAAAAAAUAUUUUUCACUAUUUCUGUGAAAAGCCCUGCCAUGGAUGUUCUGGGCUGGCUGGUGGUACUAGUAGGAUCCUCUACCCUGGCUGCAGGACUGAGCAGUGUGGUCCGAAUCGGGUCUCACUGUGAAAAGGCAUGCAAUCCUCGUAUGGGUAACAUUGCCAUUGGCAGGAGCUUACGGACACAAACGACGUGCGGUUACAAUAACACUGAACUGUUUUGCACGUACAGUGAAAAGCCUGACCAGACCUGCAAUGAGCCAAAGUGUGAUAAAUGUAAUACGGCACUCCCGCGACUUUCCCACCCACCAUCAGCCAUGGCAGACUCCACUUUUAAAUUACCCCGGACGUGGUGGCAGUCGACCAGGGAUACUCCACAGGAGGUCAUACAGUUGGAUUUGGAAGCAAAGUUUUAUUUUACUCACUUAAUCAUGGUGUUCAAGUCUCCUCGGCCUGCUGCCAUGAUUCUGGAGAGAUCUCGAGAUUUUGGCCUCACUUGGCGCCCAUACAAGUUCUUCGCCACAAAUUGCCCUGACACCUUUCAGCUUGCAGAUGAUGUUGUAGAAAAAGGAUCACUUUGCACUUCGAGAUACUCUCAAGCUUUUCCAUGUAGUGGAGGAGAGGUGAUCUAUCGAGCUAUGUCUAGUCCUUAUUCCUCUGACGAUCCUUACAGCGAAGAAGCACAAGACCAACUCAUGAUCACUAACCUUCGCGUGCAGUUGUUGAAGCAACAGAUAUGUCCCUGCAAGAACAAGGAUCCAGACAUUAAACCCCAGUAUAUGGCCCACUAUGCAGUCUAUGAUUUUAUUGUUAAGGGCAGUUGUUUCUGCAAUGGACAUGCAGAUCACUGUGUCCCGAUAGAAGGAGUCCGACAAGCAAGGACAACAAGCAAAGUGCAGGUGGUGUACGGAAAGUGCAUCUGCAAGCACAAUACAUCUGGUCCGAAUUGUGAACGCUGCGCUCCUCUUUAUAAUGAUCAGCCGUGGCAACCAGCAAAUGGAAACACCGGGGCACCCAACAUGUGCAGAAAGUGUAAAUGUAAUGAUCACGCUGACAGCUGUCACUUUAGCCUGGAUGUAUGGAUCUCUUCAGGGAACCGGAGUGGAGGGGUGUGUGACAAUUGUCAACACAACACAGAAGGGAUCCACUGUCAGAAUUGCAAGCCAGGCUUCUUCCGAGAUUUGAAAAUUCCCUUCUCUGCACCAGACGCCUGUAAAGCAUGUUCAUGUCACCCAGUUGGAUCUGCAGUGCUUCCAUCUAGUGCGUACACAUACUGUGACCCCAACAACGGAGAUUGCCCAUGUAAACCAGGGGUAGCUGGUCCACACUGUGAUCGGUGCAUGGUUGGAUACUGGGGUUUUGGAGAAUAUGGCUGUAGGCCUUGCGACUGUGCUGGAAGCUGUGAUUCCCUUACUGGCGAUUGCAUCACUAACACGGAAAUCAACUGGUACCCUGAUAUUCUCUCGGUUUAUAAUGAGAGCGAGCAAGCCUGGGACUGGGAAGAUGAACAAGGCUUUUCUGCUCUUCGACAUUCAGGGAAAUGCGAGUGCAAAGAGCAGGUUUUAGGGAAUCCUAAAAUAUUUUGUGGCAUGAAAUAUUCAUAUGUUUUGAAAAUAAAGAUUUUGUCAGCUCAUGAUAGAGGAUCUCACGCUGAGGUUAAUGUUAAGAUCAAGAAAGUUUUAAAAAUGACAAAGGUGAAGAUUAUGCGUGGAAAGAGAACAAUCUAUCCGGAAUCCUGGACUAAUAGGGGUUGUACAUGUCCCAUUCUAAAUCCUGGGCUUGAAUAUCUCGUGGCGGGCUAUGAAGACACAAGGACUGGUCAUCUUAUAGUCAACAUGAAAAGUUUUGUUCAGCUCUGGAAACCAGCGCUGGGUAGAAAAGUUGUGGAAAUUUUGAAAAGGGAUUGCAAGUGAGCUGAAAGCAGAAGGCCUAUUGCAUUACAUAAUGCACUAAACAUACGUAACAAAUAAGGGAGACCCCCGUAACUUUCACAGUGUACAUUGGAGGAAAAAGAGCAUUUAACAGACACCAGAAGACGCAUCGCAAAAUUCUGUCGUCAUCAUCCAACUUGCUCGUUGCCCCAAGCGUUUUUGUACCAGGCAACCAAUCUUCAUGAGGCCUUGCUCUGCUGACAUUUAGACAAUUAUGAAGAUAUAAAUACAAUUGCAAUGAUUUAUAUAGCGUCAACAUAUUCCGCAGCACUGUACAAUAGAUAAACCAAGACAAAUAAUUCUAACAAAACACAUUUGACAUAUGAGAACAGUAGGUGAAGAGGACCAUACCGAAAUGAGCUUACAAUCUGAAAGGAUGAGUUACAAAAUGGUGUUGGACCGUGAUGUUAUUGAUAUACCAACUAUGGAGAUUAAUUAAUGUUGUAUGUUGCAGGCAGCAGUCAUACAACCUAUGAACAUGCAACAUAUGAAAAGCAAGAACUUUUAAUGAAAUGUAUUUUUUUUAUUUGAAGGUACAGAACAAAAUACUUAUAUUCAGGAAGUAUUCUAACUUUACCUCUUGAAAUGUAAAUCUUACAGUUGUAAGAAGCACUUUACUACUUGUUAAGUCAUAUUGUGAACAUUAUUUUUUUUUCAUUAUAAUGAAAAAGUAAGAAUUCUAGAAAGUUUUAAGAAAAGGAAAAAAAAAAAAAACGCACUCCAAGGACACCUUAACACAAAUGUAUCAUAUUUGUUUUUAUGUUUGUUAUUUUUAAAGCUUUAUUUAUAAGGAUAAACAUCAUUUCAUGGCGUAUGAGUUAUUAAAUGUAAGCCAUGAACCUUCCUGUUUUGUGUAAUUUAUUUUCAGAAUAAAAUACUCCUGUAACUACUGUGCAGAGGACAUUGUGCACUGUGGAAUAGAGUUGGAGUUAUGGAAUUAAGCAGAUUAGUAAUGUUCUGUUCUGGCAUUAUAGCUCAUUAAAAUUCACUCCUAUUA